GUGGGAAACACGUGACCAUCAGCGUGAUUCUUGCUAGUUUAGCAUCAAUUUCAUGAUCAAAUCCAGAAUCUUCUGAUUUCGGCACUUUUUGUUCUGGCGGCAGAAAUUCCGAGUCUCUGCUGCACCUCAAACGCAACAACUCGACAUCUUAGCUAACCAAUCAGAGAGCAGUAGCAUGACCAGACCGGAAGAAGAGUUCUGAUCGGUCAUGAUCGAUGACCAGAUCGUUUGACCGUGUUUACUAGGUAAGCUCUGCAAGAUUGGCUGAGCAGAUUCUGGGUAGACCGGUCCAAAUGCCGGGUUUCCACCAGAACCGUGAGAACUUCUGGGUUGGUGCUGUUAGACAUUGUGGUGCGUUCAGGGACGGUUUCGCUUCUUUAAUUUCUUCUUUAUUAUUUGUUUAGGAAAUAUUGUUCUGUAGUAAAACCAGAACCGUAACUGACGGCCGGGGAGAACAUAUUGGAUCAGCUCCAGGAAAAGAUCCGGUUCUUGUGCAGGAAUCAGUUCAGAGUUCACAGAUAAAUAAAAGCUGAUAACAUCAGAGCAAAGGUUCAUUCAACAAUCUGCUGGAAUAACGAACCUUUAACUGCAUCAUUUCUCUCUGGUCCAAAGUCGCCUGUUGGACCCGGGAGUCCGAAUCCGUCCAGAACCUCCCGCAGAGCCUAACCUGUCUGGACUCAAAAAAUGAAUCAAAACAUGAUCAGGUUCUGCAGAGGAUCCGGUCCAAAGACGACAACAUCUGUUUGAAAGCGGAAACUUUAAGAGUGCCGACCGAUCAGAACACUGGACUAACGGGAAGUGCAGGUUCCGGCAGACCCAGGAUGGAGACCCAGUCAGAGUUCUUCUUCUGCAGCGGAGCAGCGACCGAGGUUCUGAAAGUCGGUUCCUCUCAGCUGGCAGGAGAAGAAGAAGUGCUGGUGCUCCUCAUCCCAGGAAACCCGGGGGUUGUGGGCUUCUAUGAGAGCUUCAUGCGUACGCUGCACUGCAUGCUGGGAAGGCCCGUCUGGGCGGUAAGCCACGCCGGCCACUGCGCUCCUCCAGACUCCAUGGACCUCGUAGAAGAUGGUGUGGCGGCGGCGCGACGGGACGUGUUUGGACUGGACGGUCAGAUCCAACACAAGUUGGAUUUUAUCCAGGACCGGGUCCCCAGAGGAACCCGGUUGGUCCUGGUGGGCCACUCCAUCGGCUGCUACAUGAUACUGGAGAUGAUGAGGAGGAGUCCCGAGCUGGAGGUCCUGAAGGCCGUGCUGCUGUUCCCCACCAUCGAGCGGAUGGCCCAGAGCCCGCAGGGAAAGGUCAUGACCCCGAUGCUGUGCCAGCUGCGCUACCUGGCCUACCUGCCGCUCUUCCUGCUGUCGCUGCUGCCGCAGCGCGUCGCCGCCCUGCUGGUCCGCCUGCUGCUGCGCGGCGUGCCGGCGCUGGACCCCUGCGUGCUGCGGCCGGCGCUGCAGAUGUUCUCCGGUGACUGUGCAGUGAACUCCAUGUACCUGGGUGGCCAGGAAAUGAGGAUGGUUCAGGAAAGGGACAACGUUACCAUCCAGAAGAACCUGGACAGACUCAUUUUCUAUUAUGGAGCCACGGACCACUGGUGUCCGGUCAGCUACUUCCAGGACAUGAGGAGGGACUUCCCACACGGAGACAUCCGGCUGUGUGAGCGAGGCGUUCGCCAUGCCUUCGUCCUGGAUGCGGGGCAGGAAGUGGCUCAGAUGGUGGCCGUGUGGAUCUGCGCCUCUCUGACGCCUGAGAACCCAAAACCUGCCGGGCGAAACGGGCCGGGCGAAACGGGCCGGGCGAAACGGGCCGUCUGAAUGUUGAUCCCUGACUUCCUCCCACACAGAUCGUCACUAAAUCCUUCAGCGCCUGAAGCUUCAUCAUCAUGUGGGAAUCAGAAUUCAUAUUGUUCUUUGGCUCAUGCAAUUAUUAAUAGAUUGACCAAUCUAUUAAUUGGUUAAUCAUUUGAUCAAUAACUCAGUUAUUGAUCAAAUGAAUUCUGUGGUUUUGGCAGCACCUCAAACGGUGGCACUAGAACUGUAGAGAAUCUGAAUUCUGCAGGACAAAAUGUUGGACUUCAGCAGGUUCAGCUGUGAAAUGAAAUGCAAUUAUUAGUAACACUAGUUUAGUUUUAGGGUAGGGUUAGGGGUCAGGGGUUAGGGGUUAGAGGUUAGAGGUCAGGGGUCAGUUUAGUUUUUCAUCAAACUACAGCAGUAGUUAGCAGGUGAGGCUGCUCCAUAGCUGAGCUGCCAGCACUUUAAUGAGUCACAUUUAACGAGCCAUUAACCAAUAAAAUAAAUGCUUUUGAAAUUUAUUAUAAUUAUUUUAUCACUUAAUGAAUUUAACUGUUAAUUUGUGGUUUUAUUUUUCCAAUGAAUUGUGUUUUAAUAAAUUUAUUUUCAAAUGAA
Molecule: messenger RNA, 2399 nt
Organism: Poeciliopsis prolifica (blackstripe livebearer)
Lineage: Eukaryota; Metazoa; Chordata; Actinopteri; Cyprinodontiformes; Poeciliidae
Gene: ldah
Product: lipid droplet associated hydrolase
Exons: 6
Coding region: 822-1808 (328 amino acids)
Biological process (GO): lipid storage
Cellular component (GO): lipid droplet
Molecular function (GO): lipase activity
Source: RefSeq, a predicted model, not a curated record